Annulohypoxylon maeteangense is the source of this 1863-nucleotide messenger RNA. RefSeq lists its product as uncharacterized. The transcript has 4 exons. The coding region runs from base 1 to 1863 and encodes 620 amino acids. NCBI's taxonomy places the organism in Eukaryota, Fungi, Ascomycota, Sordariomycetes, Xylariales, Hypoxylaceae. The record is from RefSeq and is a predicted model, not a curated record.
AUGGGCAUAUCUUGGAGUAGCACGAGACGAACCGCACCGCCAACCGUGCCCUCGGAUACCAUCAUUCCAGUUCAUUACUGGGACAUCUCGUCCCCGGGCCGUUCAGCAGCUAUAUUCUAUCUAUUACAAUUUGACGAUGUCCUUGAUGCGGAAAAGCUUAAGGGAUCUCUGAGAAAACUUCUUGGUCUAAAAGGGUGGCGUAAGCUAGGAGCUCGCAUAAGGAUAAAUGUUGACAACGGAAAACUCGACUACCAUAUUCCCGCCUAUUUCGACGAAAAACGUGUACCAUUCUCAUUCCAUCACGAAAACUUCGACAUUAGUGUAAAUGAACACCCUCGAGCAUCGCGUUUUCGACUAGAUCCCAAUGCUAGGACACCGCAUAUACAGUGCCGGGAAGCAGAUUGGAUAGACUUCAUGUGGCAGUCAGGAGACCCGAAAAGAAUAGAAGAUUACCUCUACUCCGAUAAACCUAUAUUAGGGUUCCGCAUGACUACGUUCCUUGAUGCAACAUUAUUAGCCUUCUCGUGGCCUCAUUUGUCAUUUGACGCAAUGGGUCAUGCAUUAUUCCUACAAGCUUGGUCACUGAUUCUCAAUGGCCGUGACGAUGAAGUACCGCAAUUUCUUGGUUUCGAGAAGGACCCUUUGGCCACACUUGGCACGCAGCCCGUAGAAAAAUACAAGCACGCCGACAACCAAUUCGGUAUUCCGCAAGCGGUCAUCUUAGGCCUGCGCUAUGUUUAUGAUAGAUUCCGAAAUCGAAGACUAGAGGAAGAUGGACGAACGAUUUGUCUGCCGGCAGCGUACGUUCGGCAUCUGUGUGAGACAGCCAGAUCAGAAUUGAAAGCUACGCAACCCGAUGGCCCGGUGUCUUUUCUCAGCGAAGGAGAUAUCAUAUGUGCGUGGUGGGCAAGACAACUUGCCCAGAUUCAGAUUUCCGAGCCAUCGAGUCGGGAAGUCGCUAUAUACAACAUAUUUGGACUCAGGGGGCGUUUGGAGCAAGAACUUCUCCCGCCAGGCCAUGCUUACGUCGGCAACAAUUUUUGCACUCUCCCCGCAUUCAUGACGGCUAGUGAUAUCCUAACAAAGCCCCUGGGUUUUGUCGCAGCAGCUAUCCGUAAGGCAUACAUGGAUUUGGGUACAAGGGGCCAAAUAGAAGCACUAAUGAGCCUCAACCGAGCUGCUAAAGCUAAGGGUGGUGUCGCUUUCUUCGGCGACCCGUGGAUGAAAUUGACCAUGUGUACCAACUGGACUAAAGCGGACCUUUUCAACGUCGACUUUUCAGGGGCUCUACCUCAACGCCUACCCAAGGGUGAACGUACGUCCGGCAAGCCAUCGUUUGUCCAAGCCCAUGUUUUCCUAAAAGGUCUCACAGCGAUGAAUUGCUUCAUAAUUCUCGGGAAAGACAUAGAAGGAAACAUUUGUUUGUACGGUUACAUGAAGGAAAAAGACUGGGUCGCUGUAAAUAAAAGGCUAGAAGAUACUAUCAAGAGAGUCGUCGGCAGACGAGCCAACACUCUACAAUCUGUGCCGAAUGAAAAAAUAACAGUUGCCAAAGCGAAGCAAGAUUAUGAACCCUGUGAUCCACAAAACACCGAGGGUGUCUUUUCUCCACCUUCGGUAUACCGAAAAAUGACCCCCGAAGAACGGGUGAAGGCAUUGGAAUGGCAGCCGGCGCCACGGCCAGGGACAUCGGAGCCGGGCGCGAAGAAUACCAAACAGUCGCCGAAGACUUAUAAGACUCGAAUGGGAAAUUGGUUGGCCGGUCUUUUUAGUAACCGGGGUACCUGGGCGGGACUAAUGGGAAGAUCCGACACGCUCGGAUUGUUCGGGAGAUCAAGAAUGAGGUCUAGGCCUGGCCAUUGA